AAAAAGAAAAAUAUCUCGCUGAGAAUUAAAGUUUUUAAUUUAGUGUAUUAAACCUGUCUGACACAACAUCCGGUUUUAUACAAAAAUUUCUAUUAAAAACAAAACUGUAUCGAUUUCGCUGCCAAACAACAAACGAUUAACGAAUCGAUACAUUUAAACACCAUUAAAGUCGGAAUUACACAACAAGCGUACAAGAAAAACUAAUAUCAAAACUCUUCCAAUAUUCCUGAAACGGAAUUGGACACGCAAGUGAAUGUCAAGAACUGACCCAAAAUAAAAUAAUAUUUACGUCGUUCACAAACCAUUGUCCGGCAAUAGAAAACCUAAAUUAUUAAUCAUGUGUAUGUUUACACCCCAAUCACUUGGCAACAAACUAUAACAAGCUUUUUUUCGAGCAAAGCUCGUUCGAUUAAACGCAUUUCACAAAGCUUCCUCAAUAAUGUAUUAACUGAAACGCACAAAAUGCUCAAACUCGUCGCAUUCAUCCUGUAUUGCACAAAUUUGGCAAACGGGCAAACCACGCAAAACAUCAACGUUUUAUUUGUGAACGAGGAAGGCAAUUUAGUUGCGGAAAAAGCCGUCGAUGUUGCCACCAAUUACAUAAAGAAAAACAACAAGCUGGGGGUCAAUGCCGACCCUGUCAAGGUCGUGGGCAACAGGACUGAUGCCUCGGGACUCCUAGAUUCAUUGUGUAGCAGUUACAAUGAAAUGAUUGCAAACUCGAUGAACCCACAUUUGGUCCUCGACACAACCAUGACAGGACUCGCCUCAGAAACGGUAAAAUCGUUCACCGCAGCCUUGGGUUUGCCAACGAUAAGCGCGAGCUUUGGCCAGGAAGGCGAUUUGCGCCAGUGGCGCAAUAUCGACGAAAAUGAGAAGGAAUAUCUCGUGCAAAUUUCACCACCAGCUGACGUAAUCCCGGAAAUAAUCCGCUCCUUAGUCCUUAGCAAAAAUGUGACAAACGCUGCGAUCCUCUUCGAUGAUUCUUUCGUCAUGGACCACAAGUACAAGUCUCUGCUCCAAAACGUGGCCACGCGACACGUCAUUGCCCCGAUUAAAGAAGCUGACAAAAUCGGCGAUCAGUUGCGACAGCUCCGCAAACUCGACAUUGUCAAUUUCUUCAUUUUGGGCAGUUUUGAAAACAUCAAACGUGUCUUGGACGCUGCGGACAGUGUCGGUUUCUUCAACCGGAAGUUCUCCUGGCAUGCCAUCACACAAGACAAGGGCGAACUGAAAUGUAACUGCAGAAACGCAACGAUUACGUUGGCCAAGCCUUUGAUCGACGCCCAGUAUCAGGAUCGUCUCGGACUUAUCAAAACCUCUUAUCAGCUGAAUGCCGAACCGGAGAUCGCAGCUGCCUUCUACUUCGACCUAGCCCUUUACUCAUUCCUCGCAGUCAAGGAAAUGAUCGCUGAUGGUGUUUGGAAGCGAAACAACGCGACAAACUACAUAACUUGCGACGACUUUGACGGGAAAAACACCCCGAGGCGUGCGGGCCUUAACUUGAAAAAAUACUUCAGCAAGGAAGUUUCCGAAACCCCAACUUAUGGCCCCAUUAGCAUUGUUUCAAACGGUUACAGUUUCAUGGAGUUUACCAUGCAGAUAAGUGCGGUGGGAGUGCGCGAAAGCUCGUCGGAUAAGUCGGUACCUUUGGGCUCUUGGAAGGCGGGUUAUGAUAACAAUUUAACGCUUGUGGAUCCGCAAAUUAUGAAAAAUUAUACGGCCGAUGUGGUCUACCGUGUUGUCACGGUUGAGCAAAAACCGUUCAUUAUUAAGGACGAAACGGCCCCCAAAGGCUACAAGGGCUAUUGCAUUGAUCUAAUACAAAGAAUAAGUGAGAUAUUGAACUUUGAUUAUGAAAUUACUCCGGUUGGUGACCAGAAAUUCGGAAAUAUGGACGAGAAUGGCAAGUGGAAUGGCGUAGUUCGAGAAUUGAUGGAGAAAAGGGCUGAUAUUGGGCUCGGGUCAAUGUCAGUCAUGGCCGAAAGGGAAAACGUGAUUGAUUUCACGGUCCCGUAUUAUGAUCUGGUCGGAAUUACGAUUUUGAUGAAGCUGCCAAAGACUCCAACUUCGCUUUUCAAGUUCUUGACGGUGCUCGAGAACGAGGUUUGGUUGUGCAUUUUGGCGGCCUAUUUCUUCACCAGUUUUUUGAUGUGGGUCUUCGACCGGUGGAGCCCUUACAGCUACCAGAACAACCGCGAAAAGUACAAGGACGACGAGGAAAAGCGCGAAUUUAACCUGAAGGAAUGUUUGUGGUUUUGUAUGACAUCACUGACACCACAAGGCGGAGGCGAAGCGCCGAAAAAUUUAUCUGGUCGGUUGGUUGCAGCCACUUGGUGGCUCUUCGGUUUCAUUAUCAUUGCCUCAUACACUGCGAAUCUUGCGGCUUUCUUGACCGUUUCGCGCUUGGAUACUCCCAUCGAGUCCUUGGACGACUUAUCCAAACAGUACAAAAUUCAAUAUGCACCGCUUAACGGAUCGUCCACUAUGACUUACUUCGAACGAAUGGCAAACAUUGAGGCGAAGUUUUACGAGAUUUGGAAGGAUAUGAGCUUGAAUGAUAGCCUUUCGGAAGUGGAGAGGGCGAAAUUAGCAGUUUGGGAUUAUCCAGUCAGUGAUAAAUACACCAAGAUGUGGCAAGCUAUGAAGGAAGCUGGUUUACCAAACACUCUGGACGAAGCUGUGAAACGGGUGAAGGAUUCCCGGUCUUCAAGCGAAGGUUUUGCCUAUUUGGGUGAUGCCACUGAUAUCAGAUAUCUCGAAAUCACAAGUUGUGACCUGCAAAUGGUCGGCGAGGAAUUUUCCAGAAAACCGUACGCAAUCGCCGUUCAACAAGGAUCACCCUUGAAGGACCAAUUCAAUACGGCAAUUUUGCAAUUACUCAAUCGCCGCGAACUCGAACGACUGAAGGAGAAAUGGUGGAGCAAAAACCCGGAAGCCAAGAAAUGUGACAAACAAGAGGACCAGUCCGACGGAAUCAGCAUUCAGAACAUUGGGGGCGUUUUCAUUGUCAUUUUCGUAGGAAUUGGACUGGCUUGUAUCACACUAGCGUUUGAGUACUGGUGGUAUAAAUACAGGAAAGGCGGGAAAGUGGUGGACGUCCAAGCCAAACAUUCCGAUGUGGCGACGAAAAUUAACGACGGGUUUCAUGCAAAAAUAAACAAGUUGUAUCCACGAUCACGAUUUUAAGGGUUGUUAGACAAUUUAUUUAGCACGGGCUUGCAAUAUUGUUGUUUGCGCACAAGUGUGUUGAAAUAAAAUAACCUUUUCCAUUUU
Tribolium castaneum (red flour beetle) is the source of this 3276-nucleotide messenger RNA. It is a transcript of the gene Ir25a, whose product is annotated as Ionotropic receptor 25a. Gene Ontology annotation, biological process: synaptic transmission, glutamatergic; modulation of chemical synaptic transmission; monoatomic ion transport. Lineage: Eukaryota; Metazoa; Arthropoda; Insecta; Coleoptera; Tenebrionidae. The record is from RefSeq and is a predicted model, not a curated record. Bases 463 to 3189 code for a protein of 908 amino acids. Gene Ontology annotation, cellular component: plasma membrane; postsynaptic density membrane. The transcript has 9 exons. Gene Ontology annotation, molecular function: transmitter-gated monoatomic ion channel activity involved in regulation of postsynaptic membrane potential; glutamate receptor activity.